Daldinia decipiens is the source of this 1515-nucleotide messenger RNA. RefSeq names its product P-loop containing nucleoside triphosphate hydrolase protein. Gene Ontology annotation, molecular function: ATP binding; microtubule binding; microtubule motor activity. The transcript has a single exon. Gene Ontology annotation, biological process: microtubule-based movement. NCBI's taxonomy places the organism in Eukaryota, Fungi, Ascomycota, Sordariomycetes, Xylariales, Hypoxylaceae. The coding region runs from base 1 to 1515 and encodes 504 amino acids. The record is from RefSeq and is a predicted model, not a curated record.
AUGUAUACACUUAUAGAAGCAAUAACUGCCGCUCUCCUGUGGAUGGCCAGAGGGAGUAAUAGCACACAAACUGAUGCCAAAGUUGCAAGACUUGAAAGACAAGUCAGAAGAAUACGACUAAGGCUUAAUAAAUACGAAAAGAAGUUCCAAAGAGAAGACCAAAAUAUCAAAGAUAUGAAAACGACCAAGCAAGAAAUUGUGGCACUGCAGCAAACGUCCAGAAAAACAGAACGACAAGACAACAAUAACCCUACAAAUAUACUAUCACAUGAAAUAGAAGCGGGAACAAUACAGCUAAAAUCAAUGGAGGAAGAAUUAGUUGGCCUAAGACAAGAGCUGGACCAAGCAAUUGUAGAAUUAGAGAAGUUGCGAAAGCAGGAAAGUUUGCAUCAAGAAGCUCUACAGCAAGAACAGAUGGAUUUCAGUGUAAUGCUACAGAAUGUUAAGAACACACUGAAUAACGAUAUCCAAUACUUGACCAAAAAGCUAAGCGUAGAAAAGGAUAGGAAAAAUGUACUUUUUCAACAAGUUCAAGAAUUCCAGGGAACCAUCCGCGUAAUAUGUCGUAUCCGGCCGGAAGCUUCUGGUCAAUUAUUGGAAUACAAAACAGAGACGGGAUACUUCUACGACCACGCGACUAAGUUAGAAAUCCAGGAAGAAGAGCUACGAUAUGAGUUUGAGCGGAUAUUUCUCCCCGAGGACACAAACGGUGAUGUUUUCGACGAAAUCAGCCACUUCGUACGAUCGGCCCUUAAGGGGGAAAAGGCUUGUAUAUUCUGCUAUGGUCAAUCUGGUACCGGUAAGACAUACACAAUGAGUAAUCUAGAUAACGUCAAGGAUCGAGAAGAAGGUGUCGAUUACGAGAAUGAUGGUAUUAUCCCAAGGGUGACGACAAUGAUCUUCGGCGAGAAGAAAAGGCUCCACGAGCUUGGCACCGAGCUCGUGGUUAGUGCACGCUGUUUCGAGAUAUACGACGCGAAUCUAUGGUUAAUACAAGCAGACGGGAGUAAGGAGAAACUACGGGCUAUGACAAGCAUCGUGAAUGUAGACUUCCAGACUCUCGACUCGGCUAAGGACUUCAGCGCUUUAGUUAACGCAGGGAUGAAAAACAGACACUUCGGAGCGACUGCUCUGAACAAGAGCUCGUCUCGGUCUCAUUUCAUCAUUAGCCUCAAAAUAGUCACCAAAAUCGAAGGUCGUCAUGGUAAACCACGCGAAGGCCUAUUCAGCCUAGUAGAUCUCGCGGGCUUCGAGAGGACCGAACAAGCAGAAACUAAAGGGAAAGCUUUCAGGGAAGGCAAUAAUAUCAACCUAUCACUAAUGGCAUUAAGAAGCAGAUUAGACGCUCUUGCCAAGAAUGGACCCGUAAACUUUAGAGAGAAUGUACUCACGACGGUCAUGGAGCCCUUUUUCGGCGAGGACAGCAUGACACUCAUGUUUGUUAUGAUUAGCCUUUUGAAGGAUAACUGGCAGGCGACUAAGUGGACACUUGAGCUUGCGAAAAUCGUAAGUUAG